This is a messenger RNA of Coffea arabica (coffee), 2070 nucleotides long. RefSeq lists its product as uncharacterized. NCBI's taxonomy places the organism in Eukaryota, Viridiplantae, Streptophyta, Magnoliopsida, Gentianales, Rubiaceae. The record is from RefSeq and is a predicted model, not a curated record.
AUGGUAGAGAAAAGUUCAGAAAAUGAAGGUAGGAAGGGGAGAGUUGGAGCACUGAAAAAUCAAUUGGUGGGAACUUACAAAGAAGAGGAGCAAUAUUGGAGUCAGAAAGCUAGACUAAGCUGGCUUCAGGAAGGAGACAAAAAUACCAUAUACUUCCAUGCAGUGGUGAAGGGGAGGAGGAAAAGAAAUAAGAUAGGAAACUUGCAGAGAGAGGAUGGUUCGUGGACUACAACUGAUGAAAGAUUGCAGAUGAGGGUAGAGUGGGGUUAUCUGAGAGCUAUGACGGAAAAAAUGGGAUUCAGUAAGCUGUGGGUGGAGUGGACUAUGGAGUGUAUUACCUCAUUGUCUUAUUCCUUCAAUAUAAAUGGAGAGAACAAGGAGCAUGUGAUACCAUCUAGAGACAUUAGGCAAGGUGACCCACUGUCACCUUACCUGUUCCUAUUGUGCUCUGAAGGUCUCUCAAAUAUGCUAAGGGAAGCAGCAAGGCAGGGAUUACUAAGUGGACUAAAGAUUAGCAAACAAGGGCCAGCUAUCACACAUCUUCUCUUUGCUGAUGACACCCUGGUAUUUUGUAAAGCUGCGGGAGAAGAAACAAGGAAGCUAAGAUAUAUUCUGGAUCAGUAUGAAAGAGGGUCUGGCCAGGUAAUCAAUCUGGAGAAAUCCUCUAUAUGCUUCAGCAAAAACACUAAGGAAAACGACAAGGUGGAAACCUAUGAACCACUAGCAAGUGUAAGGGCAGUGAAUCAAGGGAAAUACUUGGGACUUCAAAUGGUGGUUACAAGGACAAAAAGUCGGGUCUUUGGAUUUAUAAAGGACAGCAUCAAGACUAGACUAAACAGUUGGAAGAACAAGUUUUUGAGUGCAGCAGGCAUGGAGGUGAUGCUGAAAGCUGUUACAAUGGCUAUGCCAACUUAUGCUAUGUCAUGCUUCAGGUUACUAGUUAGUUUGUUCAAAGAAAUCACAAGGUUGAUGGCUAAGUACUGUUGCGGUGAAUUAGAAGGGAGAAGCAAGGUACAUUGGUGCUCUUGGGACAAAAUGAUAAAGACAAAACUGGAUGGAGGCUUCAGGUUCAGGAACUUGCAAUGCUUCAACAAAGCAUUAUUGGGAAAGCAGAUCUGGAGGAUGAUACGAUUCCCAAACCUUUUGCAAGACAAGUAUUUAAGGGGGGGCAUAUUGAAGAGAGUUGGCUUAGGGAAAAGCAUAAAAAUAUGGAAGGAUGAAUGGAUACCAAACAAUCCAAAUGGAAAGCCAACAACAAGGGUGCCAGACAGUGGGGAGGAGCAAAAAGUGGAAGAGUUGAUCUCAAACUUUAGGUGGAAUAGAAGUGUAAUUUUCAGAAGAUUCAAUAGAGAGGAUGCUGAGAACAUUUUGAAGAUACCUAUUAGCCUUUCAAGGACUGGAGACAAGCAUUUUUGGAUACACAGUAAGCACGGGGAGUACUCAGUUAAGCCUUGCUAUCAAAUUCUGUUGAAGGAAGAGAGGAAGAAGGAAGAAGGAGCAAAAGGGGAAUCAGGUUCUAGUUAUGAUGACUCCAACAAGCAAAUUUGGAAAACUCUUUGGGGGCUGAAUAUCAAGCAUAAGAUUAAGCUAUUCAUAUGGAGGUGUAUCACUAAUACAUUAACAGCAAGGGAAACAAUAUUCAGGAGAACGAAACAAGGAUCACCAUUCUGUUCAAGAUGUGGAGAUAAGAUAGAAACAGUGGAACACAUUAUGUUACACUGUCCACAGGCUCAGAAGGUAUGGAAGCUUGCAUCAGUACAAUGGGAUGGGAUCCAGAACCAAACAGAUAGGAAUGAGCUGGAAUUUGAAGGAAAAGAGAGGGAUGGAAUAAGAGUAGUGCAAAAGGGCAGUACUGAGUGGAUGGAGUUUGAGGAAGCUGGUACAGGGAAGGAAGCUAGAAGUACAUCUGAAACAGAUGCAGCAAAUGCAAGUCAAGGGGAGGAAGGAAUGGAGGGAAGAGACCUGAUGGAACUUCAGAUUGCAACACAGAAAUCAGUAGAGGACACAAGAUGGGAAUUGGCAUCAUGGCCAAGCAGAAUGGACGAAGAAUCAAAGCUGAAUGGGCGUUAG